AUGGAACUGGCAGUCACGGACUUGUGUUUCUGUCUUGACUGGUCACAAUCAUUAUGUGAUGUGUGCUUCUUUCCACCCAAAAGAAGACCUUGUCGUAUCAGCUUCCUUAGAUCAGACUUCCGUGUCUGGGAUAUUGGUGCUCUUAGGAAGAAGACAGUUUCUCCUGCUGAUGACAUCAUGCUGAUGAACAAUCAUCUUUUUGGUGGAGUUGAUGCUAUAGUUAAGUACGUCCUUGAAGGUCACGACAGAGGUGUAAACUGGGCUUCUUUCAUCCCACCUUCCUCUCAUUGUCUCUGGUGCAGAUGA
This is a messenger RNA of Microthlaspi erraticum, 306 nucleotides long. The record is from the annotation of a GenBank genome assembly. Lineage: Eukaryota; Viridiplantae; Streptophyta; Magnoliopsida; Brassicales; Brassicaceae.